UAGGAUGACUCUCAAGCCAGUUCUUCUUGCAUUCCUUGUUGCAUCGGCCUACGCACAGUACGGUGUAGCUGGAAUGUAUGAGAAUCUGCCACUCGAGACCACAACUUUGGACGGAAGUGGAGAUGGUUCUGGGGCUGAUAAUGGAUUCGUAUCUGGAGCCGAUGCUGUGGCAAUCGACACUGACUGUUCCACGAAGGAAGACGGACUCUACGCGAUUGGAGGAUGUUCUCCACAAUUCUUGACUUGCUCUGGAGGAAUCUCGAGAAUUAUGGAUUGUCCAGCCGAUCUCAUUUAUGAUCCUCGUAUCGUCGCCUGCGAAUAUUCGUACAACGUUCCACAGUGUGGUGGAGUUCCACAAGAUGUGACAUCAACACAAGAGGCUUAUCCAUCUGAGGAAACCACUGUUAAUCCAUAUGCUCCAGUCGAAGAAGCCACGACUACUCCAGCCGAGGAUGUAACAGUUCCAGAAGAGACCACCACAGAAGCAUAUGCUCCAGUCGACGAUUACUCGACAACUACUCCAGCCGAAGAUGUUCCAGUCCCAGUGGAGACUACUGCCAGCCCAUAUGCUCCAAUCGUUCCGUACACAACUGGUGCUCCAGCUGCCGAUGAGCCAGUCACUCGUUCUGCCGUAACCAAGUCGUGUGUUGGAAAAGCUGACGGAUUCUAUUCAUUCGGAGAGUGCAGUGACCACUACACCGCUUGCUCAAAUGGAUACCUGAUCCCAAUGCAAUGCCCAGCCCGACUUGCCUUUGACGAAGCUCGUGUCAUUUGUGACUACGUUAUGAAUGUUCCAGAGUGCACGAAUGGAUCUGGAAACGACGAGGGAUCCGCUGAUGAGACUACACCUGAAUCUUCUGGAGAGAUGCCAUACAGCAAUGGAUACGGAUAUGAGGAGACGACAACUGUUGCAGAGGAUGUUCCAUCUACUAAGGAUUAUGCCGAACCAAUUGCCGCCGCUUAUGUUGCCAGAUAUCCUAGUGAGAAAACUACUGCUGAAAAUGUUCCAACAACAACCAUCGGAUACGAGCCAGAAGUCGUCGAAACCACAGCUCCAUAUGUUGAAGAGACUACAACGACCGUCGGAUACAAACCUGAAGUUGAAGAGACCACAACUGAAGCUGAAGUUCCAACAACCACCGUCGGUUAUGAGCCAGAAAUCGUUGAGACUACCGCUCCAUAUGUCGAAGAGACGACAACUGCCGCCGACGUUCCAUCAACCACAGCCGUAUAUGAGCCAGAAGUCGUUGAAACCACAACUGAAGCUGAAGUUCCAACCACCACCACCGUCGGAUAUGAGCCAGAAGUCGUUGAGACAACUGUUCCAUACGUCGAAGAGACCACCACUGCCGCUGACGUCCCAACAACCACCGUCGGAUACGAACCAGAAGUUGAAGAGACCACAACUGAAGCUGAAGUUCCAACCACCACCGUCGGAUACGAGUCAGAAGUCGUUGAAACCACUGCAGCUGAUAUCCCAACCACAACUAUCGGUUACGCUCCAAUUGUUGUCGAAAGCACUACCGCUGCUGAUGUGCCAACCACUACCGUUCCAGCUGAAACUACCACAGAAGUCCCAGCUUGUGUCGAGGGAGCCACUGCAAUCGAGCCAUGCUCUCAACACUACAAGAACUGCGUCAAUGGGCAAGAGGCAAUCUUCAUCUGCGAGAACGGAUUGUUCUUCUCCCCAGAGCAAGCUCGUUGCGCUCCAGCCGAUCAAAUCGCCGAGUGUCAUCAAACGACGGUUCAGUACUACUGAAAGAAGUAAUCUAUCAAAUGCCUACUCAUCCCAGUGCCAUACACCCAAUGCAUAUUACUUACCCAUAUCACAACUAACCUGUAAUAUAUUAUAUACUUUGCAUGCAACUAAAAUAAAAUGCUUGUGCCUG
Molecule: messenger RNA, 1889 nt
Organism: Caenorhabditis elegans
Lineage: Eukaryota; Metazoa; Nematoda; Chromadorea; Rhabditida; Rhabditidae
Gene: cpg-1
Product: Chondroitin proteoglycan 1
Exons: 4
Coding region: 5-1759 (584 amino acids)
Cellular component (GO): extracellular region
Molecular function (GO): chitin binding
Source: RefSeq, marked reviewed